ACUGUGUAUGGGGAUGUCAGUCCCUCCAGCCCGGUGGGAAGGUCCGCGUCCUCCCCCCUCCCAGCUCCAGGAUUCUUGUGCUUCCUCUUCCUCGGACUCUCCCCGGUCACAGCUCGGACGGGUCUCCCUCUGGAUGGGAUCCGCACAAUGCCGACCAAGAGCCGCUACAACCUGGUGGAUGACGGCCAUGACCUGCGGAUCCCUCUCCAUAACGAGGAGGCUUUCCAGCACGGCAUCUGCUUCGAGGCCAAGUACAUUGGAAGCUUGGAUGUUCCACGCCCGAACAGCAGAGUGGAGAUAGUGGCGGCCAUGAGACGAAUACGGUAUGAGUUUAAAGCGAAGAACAUCAAAAAGAAGAAAGUGAGCCUCUUGGUAUCCGUAGAUGGGGUAAAAGUGAUCCUAAAGAAGAAGAACAAGAAGAAAGAGUGGGCCUGGGACGAGACCAAGAUGAUGGUCAUGCAGGAUCCUAUCUACAGAAUAUUCUAUGUGUCUCACGACUCCCAGGAUCUCAAGAUCUUCAGCUAUAUUGCUAGAGAUGGGUCCAGCAGCGUUUUUCGAUGCAACGUCUUUAAAUCCAAGAAAAAGAGCCAUGCCAUGCGGGUAGUGCGGACGGUGGGACAAGCCUUCGAAGUGUGUCACAAGCUGAGUUUGCAGCACACGGAGCAGGUGGGGGAUGGACGAGAAGAUGUUGACAGCGAGAAGAGCACGGAUGACUCUGGUGUUCCAGUGACACAAAUAGUUGCCAGCGUAGAUCACAAUGCUGAUGAGACUGACAUUGAUGCUCUGGACAGUCCUUUGCCUGGAGGGCAGGUUCCAAAAUUCAGCCGCUGUGUGACUGAUCUGGACGCUGUAAAUCAAGAGAAUGAUCGCACUGUGGAAAAGAAGGUGCAGGAUCAGAUGAUUACCGCCUCGCCUAAGAUGUUACUACCCUCGGGAAGUCAGCUACUCCCUGGGAGUCCCCUCUCUGUCCACCAUCAAAUACAGUUCCUUCAGCAACAACUGCAGCAGCAACAGCAGCAAACACAAGUGGCUGUGGCUCAGGUACAUUUGCUAAAGGACCAGUUGGCUGCUGAGGCGGCUGCCAGGUUGGAGUCUCAGGCCAGAGUACACCAGCUACUGCUGCAGAACAAGGAUCUGUUGCAGCACAUCUCCCUACUAGUAAAGCAGGUGCAAGAACUGGAGUUCAAGCUGUCUGGAAAAAAUGCUAUGGGAUCUCAGGACAGUCUCCUGGAAAUUACUUUCCGUCCCAGUGUCCUGUCGGUGAUUUGUGACGCAACAACACCUCAGCCUGAUGAUUUACCCCCUCUGACAGAUCCUGAUUCUUCAUUUCAGCUGGGUAGCCCCCUAGUGGACCAAAGCAUGUUCCAGAACUCGAAUACAACCCACAUGCCAAAGCUUCAACCUAGCUCUUCACUUAGUCAGCUGACAAAACCUGGGCAGGGUAACUCUGACCUUGGCAUCUUAGCGGGAAGCACCCAGCACUUGAAGAACCUUGGAAAGGUAGUUGGAGCCAAAGUGAAUGACUUCCUACGAAGAAGAGAAGCUGAUCGCAAUGACAUUGGCCUCACUGAAGUCAACAAGACUGUAGCAUCUGUGUUGUCCAAUAAGGAGAAGACCGUGAGCCUUGGAGAUGAAGAAAUGUCAAAGUUUGUUGAAUGUUUCCCUCGACUUGAUCCUCCACCUCCUGUGGUAAAGAAACGUAUCCCACGAGCUCUGAAGACCACUCAAGAUAUGAUCAUUUCCCCAAACCCUGUACUGAAUAGUCCAGAGAAAACAACCUUUUCGACUGAGGUCAGUUUGAAUGUGACCAGUGAAAUCCCUGUUGAAACUGCCAUUGAUGAGGAUGAUUCACCCACACUGAAAUGUCAGCCAGAUUCCCUGCCCAAUGGAAAAGUAGAGGGCAUCAUUUUGGAGCAGACUGAGAUCCAAAAUGGAGUCCAUCCUGAGAUUGCGCUAUCUGUCCCUGACAUUAUUCACAAGGAGUCGUUAGACACAGACCUGAGAGAGCCUUCUCAUUUCCAUGAAAAAGCUAUGGUGAAACUCUGUAUCAGCCAAGAUGACUUAAUAGAAGGGGAAAUCAAUCAUUCUGACUGGAGUUCUUGGCCCAAAAACUCUACUUUAGAUGGCGAUGGUCCCCAUCCUGACCUUUUGUCCUUUGAGUAGUUCUAUAUUUUGUAAUAAGGACCUAGUCUUGUCACUGGAACCUAUACUAUAAGCUGGUUUGUAGGAUUUGCACUGCCCAAGUGGAGCUAAGGAGCCUAACGAGAUGAUGGUUUAUUUGUCUUUCACCACUUUGUAAGGGACAGUGUUAAAGUUGUGUCAUCGUGGCCAAUAUGUAUAUAUUUCCUCAUAUACCCAUAUCCCUGACAUGCAUUACAUGCACAUAGCUGGCCUUUAAAUUGCUAAUCCCCUUGUAUAUUCUUGCCCAUGUUUAUAGAGCAAUAAUAAGCAAUCAUUUUAACAAUU
Molecule: messenger RNA, 2466 nt
Organism: Rana temporaria (common frog)
Lineage: Eukaryota; Metazoa; Chordata; Amphibia; Anura; Ranidae
Product: carboxyl-terminal PDZ ligand of neuronal nitric oxide synthase protein-like
Exons: 12
Coding region: 148-2163 (671 amino acids)
Molecular function (GO): nitric-oxide synthase binding
Source: RefSeq, a predicted model, not a curated record